CCUCCUCCUCGCCGCACGACCGCUUUCCUUUCCUCUUCCAUCUCUCGCCGUUGCGGGCUCGCUGUCGCUCACAGCUUGUCUCUGCUACCUCACCCUUGCCUCUCGCCGUCACUCGCAGCCUGGUCGUGGGCUCGCCGUCUGGUCGCGGGCUCGCCGUCACUCGCACCUCGUCUCUGCUCCCUCGCCCUCACCUCCCGCCGUCACUUGCAGCCUCGUCGAGGGCUCGCCCGCACCUCGUCUCUACUCCCUCGCCCUCACCUCUCGCCGUCACUCGUAGCCUCGUUGCAAGCUCGCCAUCGCUCGCAGCUCGUCUUUGCUCCCUCGCCCUCGCCUCCUCCCUCCAUCUUCUGGACACGCGUGUCAAAACGUAUUUGACCACGUGUCGGAUUUUCCGACACGCAUUAACCAUGUGUCCGACUGGAGAAAAUAUUGGGUACCCUAACAGUGCCACGUCAUCGGUGCUCUGAACGAUUCAUUGCGCGACACGUGUCCCGGUGUCAGUCCACGUCGUCCACUUCUCCAUUUCGAACCAGCGCGCGGGAGCUUCUCUCUCUCCUCUCUCCCUGGCCCACCUCUCUGCACCUUCUGACGCUCUGCUCUCCUCUCUCCUCUCUUUCUCUCUCCCCGUUCUCCGUUCCGUUGCGGGGAGGGAGAACAAAAUUGCGACGGUUCAGAGGAAAACAUAAAGUCCCCUCUGCUCUCUCUCUCUCCCCCCUUCGACGGCCCUCCACCUCCGCCUCCGCCGGUUGCCUCCGUCGCCCCUGACGCCGACGCCGACGCUGACACCGACGCAGCCUACGCCUCCCUCUCGUGACCUCUUGUCGGUUUUAUCUCUCUUUCGUCCUCAAAGGCGCGCCUCUCUGCCAGCAAACCACGACGCCGACGCCCCUCCGCCGGUCGCCUCCAUUGCCUCCAACUCCGACCCCGACUUCUCCGCCUUCGCCUCCCCCUACGCGGCCGACGCCGACGCCGACGCCGAUGCCCCUUCGCCUCCCUCUCGCGACCUGCACUCUGCUCUCUCCCUCUUUUCUCUGCGCAGUGCCCUUACUAGCCAACCCCAACACCGACGUGCUCUCGCGUUUUGGCCUCCCUCUCCGUGAGCGAAGGUCGCUCUACUCGCUCUUUCUCUCUUUCCUCCACGAAGCGCCUCCUGCUCCUGAACGCAGACGCCCCCGACGCCAUCGCCUCCCGUCGUCGCCUUCGCAAGCCCCAUCGAUAGGCGGUCCAUUGGCGACUCCCGUACGUCCAAAGGCCAUCAGCCUCAAGCUUCCGAUGGGAGAGCUUCUGCAGUACCCAGAUUGGGAAAGGCUGAUGGCGUGCAUUAUACUAACAAGGCAAAACCCUCUCAAGCAUGGGGAAGAAGGGACAUGAUGGAGAAGAACCCUGGGAAGAAGAAGAUGCUUCUAUAUCUGAGCAACGACCAGAGCAACAACUUGAGGAGUCUUUUGAGCAAUCUGAUGCUCACUUCUAGGGGAAUAUGGGGAAGGGCAGAGCCGAGGCUGAGUCCGGGGAAGAGGACGUAGAGGAGGCCAAUACCAUCAGAAUAAUCGGGGAAAUCAUUUGGGGGCUCUUCUUUAAACAGUCUCACCAGUAAUGAGAAUGCAAUUGUGGCGAAGCAGCCUCUGGGACCUCGCAUGCCAGAUGGAACAAGAGGAUUCGCGAUGGGUUGUGGGAAGUGAGUCUCAGUUAAGUACCACAUGACCACGUCAUGUGAUAUCAUCAUCUCUGGGAAGCAGCCUCUCUUGGAAGUAUUUCUUUGGAUUAACUGUGCACCUUAGAAAUUUACAUGCUUUUACUCCUGCGUCUUUGCUGUCAUUUAAUGAAUGCGAGCAUUGUGAUAGGUUACAUAAGCACAUCAAAAAACGAUGGUCGUGGAUGUUUAACAUUGAGAUGUCCUUAUCCAUCUUGUGGUUCUGUAGUCGGUCAAGACAUGAUAAAUCUAUUAGCGCCUAAAGAAGAUAAGAAAAAGUAUUCUCAAUAUCUUCUUCGCUCGUACAUUGAAGACAAUAGAAAGACCAAGUGGUGUCCUGCCCCUGGUUGUGAAUACGCUGUAGAAUAUUUUGCUGGCCGUGAAGGAUACGAUGUUUCCUGCCAAUGCUCUUUCAACUUUUGCUGGAAUUGUACAGAGGACCGUUCAGUAGAAUGUGGCACUGUGGCACAGUGGAUCAUGAAGAACAGUGCUGAAUCUGAAAACAUGAACUAUGUGACCAGAAACUACUUUGAGAACCUCGUGAGAGCAUUGGAGAAUGGGCUAUCAGAUGUGGAUUCCCAUGGUGGUUGCAGCAGGGCAGCGAGCUCUAAGAAUGGAGGGAGCAGCAAGCCAAGCAGAGGUGGUGGAAGGGGAAAAGGAACUGCCGGCACUCGAGUUGGUUCCAGCCGAACCGAUGACCCGUCUCACUGGUCCUGCAAUCAUUGCACGUAUGCUAAUGUUAAAUCUGCAACCACUUGCCAGAUUUCCUAGCAUUGCCGAUGAGGGCAGUGACAGGAAAAUCUACAAAGAAGGAUGGUUUUCACCAGAAACACGACUUUCAUGGACAAGGAACUAGUUCAAGCGCAUGGGCAGUGUCCUAUAAGGGGAUUAUUGGUAUGAACUGUUGAAGUUCGCAGUGACAAAUCAAUUAUUAGGAGGCUCAACUGUUGGUGUGGUGUGCUGACUGAUUAAAGCACGAGCAGCAACAGCUUCUGGCUUUGUUUAUUGUUGUUGUGUGUUGAUGGUGGCAGCCUAUAAUGCCGGCCCAUGUAUAUAGGCUGUAGGGUUUCAUCCUUAGUACCGUACUACUUCGGCAAAGAGAAAGAAAUAGUGACUGUCACCAAUCAUUUAAUAUUUCAUGUAUUUGCUGCUGGAAGAGGCAAAUGUACUCCAUUUGUCUUAUAUUUCGCAUAUUACUUUGUCUAUUGGAGUUCAUCUAACCCUUUUUUUGAAAGGAAUUA
This is a messenger RNA of Eucalyptus grandis, 2931 nucleotides long. Its product is annotated as probable E3 ubiquitin-protein ligase ARI8. The coding region runs from base 1787 to 2461 and encodes 224 amino acids. The transcript has 7 exons. Gene Ontology annotation, biological process: protein polyubiquitination; ubiquitin-dependent protein catabolic process; positive regulation of proteasomal ubiquitin-dependent protein catabolic process. Gene Ontology annotation, molecular function: zinc ion binding; ubiquitin protein ligase activity; ubiquitin conjugating enzyme binding. The record is from RefSeq and is a predicted model, not a curated record. Gene Ontology annotation, cellular component: cytoplasm; ubiquitin ligase complex. Lineage: Eukaryota; Viridiplantae; Streptophyta; Magnoliopsida; Myrtales; Myrtaceae.